AUGUUACAUGUGAGGAAAGAUGAGAAAGACUUUAAAUACUUCAGUCACACUCUUCUGGAACACAAUGACAAAAUCAAGCGCAUAGCGUUUGUGGGAGGAGAUAGAGACAUGGCCCAGCAAAGUUUUCUGUCCCCCCUUACACGGUGUACAUUCUUUCGCUGCAAGAAGCAUGUGGAGGAAGAUAUCAGUCGUAAAAUUGAUGACCUUGGAUUGAAAGACAUCAAGAAUGAGGUUUUGUUGGACAUUUUUGGAUCUGACAAGUGCAAGGAGAAAGGUAUCGUUGACAGUUUAGACGAAGAAGAAUUCAUUGCAAAAGGUGACAGUCUAGUUGAAAAGUGGAAAAGCAUGGAAAAAGUGAUCUUCCCGGAGAGAACUCCCAGGUUUGCAGAUUAUUUUCCAGCUCACAUCGAAGAAGAUAUGAAAGAUGGCAUGCUUCUUUCCACGCGGAGGAAGCCUGGCUUAAAAGACAAAUUGCAGCAAUUUCAAGUACAAAUCUAAAAUCAAAGAAGCAAAAGUGUCAAACAACCCUGGUUACCGUCCUAAAUUUGAAGUGUAUGAGGACAGAAGCCCUGGUUAUGUAUAGAAAGCUAGUGGAAGAAGCAAGUAGGGACAAGCAGAUGGCUGUAUUGCAGAAGGGCUCCUUUGUUUUAUCAGAACAAUACAGACUUCUGCAAGUUCCCUUGAACAAGUGGUUUGAGAUGACACUGAAACAAAAACAGUCCCAUCUUGCAAAGGUGGAUGUGUCUGCUAAGGAAAAUCCCACAGUAGCACUCAGUUUGGAAGAUGAUCAGGCGCCGAGCACUUCAGAAGCCAGAGAACCAGUAUCUUGUGCAGUUGGAGCUUUUGAAGAUUCCAAACUUCCAGAAUGUUUGCACAUUUCGUGGGUUAAUGCAUGCAAAAUAGUUGACCUCUAAGGCAUGGCCAAUCAACCCUUUAAUCCAACCAAAAGAACAGUCAUUUCUCUCAGUGGGUCUACAACCCACACGGUGAAGAUGGGAAAGCAGAAGAAGCAGCUUUAUUGUGAUGAGUUUUGUCCCCGAUUCAAAGAGGUGGCGAUUUGGGCCAUACGAUUGCCGUUGCACACAACGAGGGACGUCUCUCAGAAUUUAUUACGUCCUACAAACUACCAAUGA
Molecule: messenger RNA, 1133 nt
Organism: Porites lobata
Lineage: Eukaryota; Metazoa; Cnidaria; Anthozoa; Scleractinia; Poritidae
Source: the annotation of a GenBank genome assembly